CCAAAGUGCUGGAGGGAGGGGGCGGGGGUGGCCCAGUGCAAAGUGCAUCCCGAAAGCCCCCUGCCUGGAGCCCCCGCGGCUGGCACUUGGGACCCUGUAUGACCCGGGACCUCGCUGCCCCGAGACCUCCUGUGCCCCCAGUGGCUGGGAGCCUCCGGCCCGGAGCGCGGCAGCCCCCUGCUCUGAGCCUUCAGACCGGGACUGCCCCCCCACCCGAGCCGGGACUUCCUCCCUGCACCCCUGCCCCGAGGCUGCCCGGCGGCCAGCACCGCCGCCUCAGGUCGGCUCGGCUGUGUGGAUGCUGGCCGGACUGGGGCCGUGAGGCACCGAGGAGGACCAGGAACAGCCGCGUCCGGCCCUGCCUGGGCUGUUUCUUCAAUGGAGAAGUUGGUGAGUGUGGAGGAGGCUGAAAGGAGGAAGAGAAGCAGCAGCUGAGGAGACAGGUUUGAGCUGGCUUGAGGAGGCGAGAGGGCAGGAAGGGUCUACCACCAGAGAAGCAGCAGAGAGCCUCUGACCAGCAUCCUCCAUAAAGGUUUGGAAAGAGCUCAUUGCCACCAGAAUCUGCACACACUCUGAACCCCCUGCUCACGAUGCUGUAUGUGCACAAUGGUUAUUAGGCAAUCUAUGUAUCAGGAGAAGGGGCAUUCUUCUGUAAGGUAAGUGAGGGUCACGGGUCAUCUGUGCUGUGCUAGGGGAGAACCCAGUUAGCUUUUAUUUUUCUUCUUCAGAUCACUAAAUACAGCACUUGCUAAAAGAAAAUCCAGGUUUGUUUUGAUAUUGUUUGAAUCUUUUUUUCUUGGACGGUAUACCUUGUUUAAGUGCCAAUGUAAUCAUCUCAUUAAAAAAAAAAUUGUUAAAGAUGGUUGUUUUAGUAUAUGGUAGUAGUUUCUGUUAAUUCCUUCUAAUGAUCUUCAUUUUCCCUUACAAUGUUAAAAUCGAGCAAAAACCACUCCAAGAGGAUUCUUGGUUUUAAAAUUUCUAAGACAAGAGACUUAAUUUUAGUGUCAGUUGAAAAAGUAAUUAAGUGGAGAGUAAGGAGAAAUCAUGUUUAUUAAGAAAACAAAUUGCCAGGAAAUUUUCUCAUUUCCCAAUUUUCUCUGAGGAAAUAGCUCUUUGUAGCAGUAGCCUGAUUUAAAUUAUAUUACUUAGUACUGAUAAUUAGGAGUUUGUUAAUAACUAUUUUCUGUGUAUAAAACAAGGUAGGAUAUUUGACUAUACCAUUAAGCUGUGAUAAUAUGACCUAAGAUAGAGGCUUAAGUUGACCUUUGUGCAGUCUUUGACAAGAAGUUUUACAAGGUAAAUUAUUAUUGGUAACAAGAUUAUCCCAAGAUGUCUAACCUACAUAUGGGACCAGAAUGUCUUUAAAGGACUUUCACAUAAUUUUUUUUUUUUUAUUUUUAGAAGUGGAAGCUACUAAUUAGGAGGUGAGUUUAAACUGUUCCUUAAAGUUGGCCCAGAUGGAGUGGCUACCUAGAAGCAUGUUAGUUUAAGCUUCUGUAUGUAUUUCAAAGCUUAAACAUGCACUAAAAAAGUUUUUUUAUAUAUAAAAUGUAACUUUUCACUAGUUCAUUUUGGACUUUUCCUUUUUGUGUGAAGGAGAUCUCAUUUUAUAUUGUGUUUGGGUACACACCUCUUUUGUGACUUAUUAGUGUGGGAAUUCAGUAUGCUUUUUUUUUUUAUGUGACUAAUCAACAGGUUGAUUAGAUUUCAUUAGUUUUAAACAUUUUGUAUGAUCUUGCUGUUGAUUAUUUGUAGAAUAAAACUUUUGGAAAACUGAAACUAGGAAAGUGAGGCAGUAAAAGAGUAGUAAAUCAUGUACCGGAUCACAUAAAGUGGGGGAGGAUAGAAAGACAAACAGAUAAAAACAAAAGGAAAGGAAAUAUAAUCUACAAACUUUUCUCUAAUUAAAGCCUUCCCACUCCCCCCGCCCUUGGGGCUAAAAAUAAAAUAUUGUUCAAAUACUUGAGGGUACCAACCUAAAGUGUUAUGGUUUUUUUUUUUUUUUCCCUUUUUUUUUUUUUUGUCUUUUUGCCUUUUCAAGGGCCGUUUCCUCGACAUAUGGAGAUUCCCAGGCUAGGGGUCUAAUCUGAGCCAUAGCCACCAGCCUAGGCCAGAGCCACAGCAACUUGGGAUCCAAGCCGCGUAUGCAACCUACACCACAGCUCACGGCAACACCGGAUCCUUAACCCACUGAGCAAGGGCAGGGAUCAAACCCGCAACCUCAUGGUUCCUAGUCGGAUUUGUUAACCACUGCGCCAUGACGGGAACUCCUCAACCUAAAGUUUUUUUGCUUUUUUAAGAAUUUUAAACAGCUUCCCAUGGGUUGAAGUUCUUUCGUCUUCCUAGUCUACGAAUUGUCCAAUUGAUACUCGAUAUCUGCUCACUGAUAGUGGUAGAGUCCUUGAAAGGUUUAUAAUUUGAAUUUCCUCUGUGUGUGCAUCAGGUCAACCUGAACCCCUAAGACAAGUGCUCACUUGCUUCCUCUCUUGUCUCCAUCUUUAGCUGCCCAGAAUCACCUUCCAUUUUAUCUAAAAUAAAUGUGGUGUUCAUUGAUCUUUGUGUUUACAAAAAGCCGUAGAAGACGUAUUCUGUUUUUGGCUAUUUAGCACUUUAUGCCUCACUCUCUUUUUGAAAUCUUGUAUAAUCUUAGAGAAAUGCCUGAAAGUUUUGGUUAUAACAGAUACAUGUUAAUUAAUUGUACUAAUAUGAACUGUUGCCACUAGGGUUUACAUGAUUUAGCAGUGGAAAGUUCUGUGAUAUUUAAUGAGUACACUAUCAGUGGUUAAGUAUUCUAAAUUCUCCUUUUUAUUAUAUAUUCUCCCUACCCUUCAAGGCUGAUCCCUGUAACCUAAUGAAUCCUUUGUAAAAAGUGGACUCAGCUAGGAUGUUACACCACCAUUGUCGAAGGAACCCUGAACUUCAGGAAGAGUUGCAGAUCCAGGCUGCAGUGGCUGCCGGGGAUGUCCACACAGUACGAAAGAUGUUAGAACAAGGCUAUUCCCCCAAUGGCCGGGAUGCUAAUGGCUGGACCCUGCUUCAUUUCUCUGCAGCAAGAGGAAAGGAAAGAUGUGUUCGAGUAUUUCUAGAACAUGGAGCUGAUCCCACAGUGAAGGACUUAAUCGGAGGCUUCACUGCUCUUCACUACGCAGCCAUGCAUGGCCGGGCCCGGAUUGCACGCCUCAUGUUGGAAUCCGAAUACAGGAGCGACAUCAUUAAUGCCAAAAGCAAUGAUGGCUGGACCCCCCUGCAUGUGGCAGCCCACUAUGGUAGGGACUCAUUCGUCCGACUCCUCCUGGAGUUCAAGGCUGAGGUCGACCCACUCAGUGAUAAAGGCACAACACCGCUUCAGCUUGCCAUUAUCCGGGAGAGGUCGAGCUGUGUGAAGAUCCUCCUGGACCACAAUGCCAAUAUCGACAUUCAGAACGGUUUCCUGUUGCGAUACGCUGUGAUCAAAAGCAAUCACUCUUAUUGCCGAAUGUUCCUUCAAAGAGGAGCAGACACAAACUUGGGUCGCUUAGAAGAUGGACAGACGCCAUUACAUCUGUCUGCCCUUAGGGAUGACGUGCUUUGUGCGCGGAUGUUAUAUAAUUAUGGAGCGGACACGAACACAAGGAACUAUGAAGGACAGACCCCACUGGCUGUUUCAAUAAGCAUUUCUGGAAGUAGUCGACCGUGUUUGGAUUUCUUACAGGAAGUCACAAGACAGCCCAGAAACUUGCAGGACCUGUGCAGAAUUAAAAUUCGACAGUGUAUAGGCCUUCAAAACCUCAAGCUACUUGAUGAACUACCAAUUGCCAAGGUCAUGAAAGACUACUUAAAACACAAAUUUGAUGAUAUCUGAUAUACACAGAACUGUGAGCAAGAUUAGGAGUUAUAUUCCAGAUACUUUAAAAGGCUUUUUGCCUUGCACAAAGUAUAUCCUAUGCAAUUUCUGAUUUGCUGUGAAGUCAGAAAGCAGGUAUACACUUUUAGGUUUUUUUUUUGUUUGGUUGGUUUUCAUUGUAGGGGAGGGAUUUUUAUACACACACACACACACACACACACACACACACACACACACACACACACUCACCCCACAUGCUUGAAGGUCUUAAUUUGGUUUCUUGGUCCAAGUUUAAGAGGUCCAAGCUUUCUAUACAAUAUUGCAUUUAAAAAAAAUUGUUUUUUUCAAAAUGACACAAACGGGUUUGGGUUGGAGAAUUUACCCUUUCCAGAUUUAUGGUUUCAUCGGUGGGCACGAUAUUUUAAACCAGCAGAGCACUUGUUAAAGUUUGGAGGCACAGUUUCACCCAGGGGGUCCUGGGUUCUACUGAAAAAUGCCCUAAGAAAUUUUUUAAGUAAUGCUGUCACCUCAUUCAUUUUUAAUGAGUACAAAUUGGCUGUUUCAAACUGUUCUUUUCCUAAUUAAUGUAGCUUUCGGAUGACAUAAAUCCAGUACCUCUGCUUUCCUGUUGGUGUGCUCUUGUUUUUAACUUAUUUUUUAACAACUGUAGUACACUACCCAGAGACGUUGGGUCUCAUUUUCUGUCUCUAGUUGAAUUGUGCUUUUAAAAAAUUAAUGGGAAAGAAAAUAACUUUAUAAAGCCAGUGUAUUCUGUUUUUAAAACAGUGCCUCUAGUGCAAUACUCUUUCUGGUGUAUUUUAUCCAUUAUUUCACUUAUUGUUCCUCAUUCCACAACCGGCUUUGAUGCCUGUGAGAACAGGAACCGCCACUUUAAUUUUAAUUGCAGAACCAUAGUAUGUCCAUUGCAGUUUCUAUUUUAAGCUUUGUCUUUUACUUUACUUUAUAGCAGAAAAUUUCAGAUCCUGGUGGUAGAGUAUUUCCUAAAAAUAGCCCCAAAUAUUGUUAAAUCAUUUGGCUUUAAUGGUUAAAUAAUUGGGGGUGGUUUCGUGGUGUUUUUUCCUUUCCAGUUAAAAUAAAAUUUCUAAAGGGUAAAAUUUCUAGUGGGUGCACAUUUGUAAGUCUGGUUAAUUCCUGAUAUGCUAAUUAAGCAUUUCCUAUCUAUUUUAAGAUUAAACAUGGUGAAGCUCUUCAAAACAGUUACGUUCUGGGUUGAUUGGCAGGUGUUUGCAGUGUAACCAGAGAUAUGAUAAAGUGUCGAUAACAGUGGUUCCAGAGGCAGUAGGGGGUCUAUGGUGUUGUCCUUGGAAAUGAGUUCUGUGCUUGAUUUGUCAUCAUAUUAGUUUCAGAAGAAACUUGAAAAAUACCCCAGUAUUAUUCUUAGUGCUUUGGGAAAUUUCAGAAUAUUUAACACUAGUAAUAAAUUUGUUAUCAGAAGUUUACAAGAUGAAGGGCUUCUCUUAUGUGAAUUUCUAGUUUUAAGUCACUAACUAUAAACUUGAUAUUUCACGUGAAAAGUACAACUAAGCAGAAUUUGGAGUCUACUCUGGCUUACCCUUUUUCAGAGCCAGCAGCGAUACUUUCUCAAGCACAAAGUUUGUUCCCUGGGAGUGCAGAGUAGCUGCGGCAUCAGAGUGUCUGGUUUGCUGGGCCUGAGCUGGGUGCCAGUUUCUGCAAAACAGACAGCUUCAGAAAGAGGAUGGCAUGGGGGAGGGGGUCAUGGAUGGGAUAUGCAGACCAUUGCAGAGAGCUGCUGAGAGUGUGGCUGCUGUUGUGACCACCCCAAACUGGAACCUGAAUGUGAUGGGUGGUCGUCUCUUUCCCCAUUAAAAAGAUCUACAAAAUGUUAUCUUCUGAGAGAGAGGCUGCUGUGAAGCUAGGAACUGAGCUGUGUUCUCAUUCUGUAAACCAAUACCCAGGUCUGAGCUAAUACACCUUCUCGGCACCAGGGACAUGCCAUAGCAAGAAAUGAAUUGAAUGUUACUUUUCCCUGCAACUCCAGGCCCAGGAAGGCGUGGAGAUGGGAGGCACGUGGGGUCCUGCAUUCUGAGCAGUGAUGUUAUGAUAUCUUUGCACAGGGCUUAUUUCCUCAUGUAUCUAUUAAUUUAGUCAGUUAGUUUAAAAUGAUUUUCUUUCCCCAGCCGUUCAGAGGUUUCCAAACCAAGCCAUUGAGUUUGUCAGGGAAUUCCAAAUAAAAGAUCAGAAGAAGGUAAAUUCUUUGUUCUGUAUUGCUGCUGUGACUUCAGAAAAAAAAUUAUGAGAAUUCUUCUUGGAAUCAAAAUUUCUAUUUAAUGAAGAAUUGUAUAAUUUCAUUAUUUAUUGUUUGAGGUUUGAUCUGGAAGUUUAAAAAGGAUGUUUUAUUUUUGCUGUUAAUAAAAUCCCAAUCGCAUAUCAUAUUUAACAAUAAUUAAAAUGUCUCAAAAUUGGUAAAUGGUGGAACACAGGGCGAAUGUGCAGGUCUGCAUUUGAGUUUGACAGAGAAGCAUUCUGUGGUCACAAAAUGAGAACAAGUAUGUUCAGAAAAAUUAGUGGAUUGGUUUUUCCAGAACCUUGACUGAAAUGUUCAGAAUAGUAUCAAAUUUGUCACUGAUCCUUCUAUGUUUCUUUUGAAAUUUAUUUAAGCCUACUACUAAACCUUUAUGAAAAUAUAUUUGGCAAGUACACCAAAGAAACCAGCUCAUAAAAGAUUAUGGUCAUUAACGAACUGCAAACCUCAUCUUUUGAAAACAGAAGAUUGUGUGUGUGUGUGUAUGUGCGUGUGUGUAAAUAUUUGUGUUUAUAAAUGUACAGCAGAGUAAGAGUUUUUUUAGAUUAUUUAAUUCCCAUAUUUCUAAACUAUUUACUACAGAAUAAUCUGUGCUUGUUAGUUUGGAGGAUUUGACUAUUUUGUUUUUUUUUUUAAUUCAUUAUCAGUCAUGCUUGGAACAGCAUUUCCGCUGGAGAAUUCAGUGUUCUGGCAGUAGCCAGAGUACACAUCUGGAGCGUGAGGGAGUCUAGCUUGCUUUGUCAGAUGCACACCCUGAGAGACAAGAAUGUGUAGUUUAAUCACCAGAGUGGACCAUACAAAAACUGAGAUUCUAACUCUCCUGCAGAAUUGUUCAUCAGCCCAGAAUGUGGUUGGGAUGAGGCCCUGUGCACACAAAUUUAGCUUUCCUGUAACUCCUAGUGCAUUAUAUCGUAAUGUAUUUUGUUCUUCCUUUGUAAUGUAAGUUUUGCUUUGGGUCAAUUUGAAUUAAAAAAAAAAAACACAAAACCUUAAAUCUGAUUUAAAAUA
Sus scrofa (pig) is the source of this 7115-nucleotide messenger RNA. The record is from RefSeq and is a predicted model, not a curated record. Lineage: Eukaryota; Metazoa; Chordata; Mammalia; Artiodactyla; Suidae.